Messenger RNA from Andrographis paniculata, 3526 nucleotides. Its product is annotated as glycine--tRNA ligase, chloroplastic/mitochondrial 2. The transcript is spliced from 36 exons. The coding region runs from base 64 to 3270 and encodes 1068 amino acids. Gene Ontology annotation, molecular function: ATP binding; glycine-tRNA ligase activity. The record is from RefSeq and is a predicted model, not a curated record. Gene Ontology annotation, biological process: glycyl-tRNA aminoacylation. Lineage: Eukaryota; Viridiplantae; Streptophyta; Magnoliopsida; Lamiales; Acanthaceae. Gene Ontology annotation, cellular component: mitochondrion; cytoplasm; chloroplast stroma.
UUGGAUAAACCCUUUCUUUGCCAUUGCCCAAUCCUCCAUUCUGUACACUGCUAACUCUUGAAAAUGGCGGUGCUGUCACUGCCAUUCGUGACUUCAAUUCUGAAGAAUUCUCACCGGAAGCGUGGGCCGUUGUUCAUCAAUCCGAUUCCGCUUCUUAAGUUUAGGCGGAAUUGCUUUUCCUCCGGCAAUUUCAAUUAUUCUUCUUCUUCUGUUGCGCCUGCUGUGUCUACUCAUUCGGAGCAGGAGAAACAGAAGCCAGGACUGUCAUCAUCUGUUCUCACUUUCCAACAAUCCAUUCAACGCCUCCAGGAAUACUGGGCUUCAGUCGGAUGUGCUGUGAUGCAAUGUAGCAACACAGAGGUUGGAGCUGGAACUAUGAACCCACUUACGUAUCUAAGGGUUCUUGGUCCUGAACCAUGGAAUGUUGCCUAUGUAGAACCAAGUAUCAGACCCGAUGAUAGUCGUUAUGGUGAAAACCCUAACAGACUUCAAAGGCACACCCAAUUCCAGGUGAUAUUAAAGCCUGAUCCUGGGAAUUCUCAGGACCUCUUCAUCCGGAGCUUGUCAGCUUUAGGUAUCAAUGUUAACGAUCACGACAUUCGAUUUGUUGAGGAUAACUGGGAGAGCCCGGUAUUAGGUGCAUGGGGUUUAGGCUGGGAAAUUUGGAUGGAUGGAAUGGAGAUUACUCAAUUCACCUACUUCCAACAGGCUGGAAGUAUUCAACUGAUGCCUGUUUCAGUGGAGAUCACCUAUGGCCUUGAAAGGAUUCUCAUGUUACUUCAGGGAGUGGACCACUUCAAGAAGAUUCAGUAUGCUGAUGGAAUAACAUAUGGGGAGCUUUUCCUGGAAAAUGAGAAGGAAAUGAGUGCAUAUUAUUUAGAGCAUGCAAACGUGAAUCAUAUCCAAACCCAUUUUGAUUUAUUUGAGGCAGAAGCUCGCCAUUUGCUCAACUUAGGGCUUCCAAUUCCUGCGUAUGAUCAGGUUUUAAAGGCUUCGCAUGCCUUCAAUGUAUUGGAUUCUAGAGGAUUUGUGGGGGUAACAGAACGUGCUCGUUAUUUUGGCCGCAUGCGCAAUUUAGCCCGCCAAUGCGCACAACUUUGGUUAAAGACAAGGGAAUCUCUUGGGCAUCCAUUGGGAAGUGCUUCUCAUCCCGAUCAUCAUGGAUUUCAGAAAGAACACAUAGAGGAAUUGAAGAAAAAGGUUUCUUCAGGGCCUAGGACUUUGAUUCUUGAGAUUGGGACUGAGGAGUUACCUCCAAAUGAUGUCAUUAAUGCUUGCAGUCAACUCAAAGAUCUGGUCAAGCAGUUGCUAGAAAAGCAGAAAUUAAAUCACGGGGAUAUAGAAACAUAUGGAACACCUCGCAGACUUGUGGUUCAAGUUGAUAACCUAAUCGAUAAGCAGGUGGCAAAUGAAGUAGAGGUUCGAGGGCCUCCUGUAUCAAAGGCAUAUGAUCAGGAAGGAAACCCUACUAAGGCUGCUGAAGGUUUUUGCCGCAGAAAUGGAGUGCCUUUAAGCUCUCUCUAUAGAAGAGUUGAAGGUAAGGCAGAAUUUGUUUAUGUUCGUGCCAUGGAACCAUCACGUCUUGCUUUGGAGGUUUUAUCUGAAGAAUUACCUGUGACCCUUGGCAAAAUAUCAUUUACAAAGUCAAUGAGGUGGAACUCUGAGGUUAUGUUCAGCAGGCCCAUCCGAUGGAUAUUGGCACUGCAUGGAGAUGUAAUUGUUCCAUUUACAUUUGCCAGUGUUUUGAGUGGAGAUGCUUCUCAUGGACUUCGAAAUACUCCAUUUGCUACAAUUGAGGUGGAAACGGCUGAAUCUUAUACUGAUGCAAUGAAGAAUGCUGGAAUAAUAAUCAAUGUGGAGCAACGCAAGAAGAUGAUCAUGGAUAAAUCUACUUCCAUUGCUGAAACCAUUAACGGUUCCGUUGUAAUAGAAAGUAAUUUACUUGAUGAGGUUGUAAAUCUUGUCGAAGCACCUCGUCCAGUUCUUGGAAAGUUUAGUGAGUCAUUCCUAAACCUUCCUAAGGACCUCUUAAUAAUGGUUAUGCAGAAGCAUCAGAAAUAUUUUGCUAUAACCGAUCAGGAUGGAAAACUAUUGCCAUAUUUCAUUGCUGUUGCAAAUGGAACAAUUGAUGAAAUGGUUGUAAGGAAAGGAAACGAAGCUGUGCUCAGAGCUCGAUAUGAAGAUGCCAAGUUUUUUUAUGAGUUGGACACAAGCAAGAGGUUUUCUGAAUUUCGAAAUCAAUUGAAGGGGAUCCUUUUCCAUGAAAAGCUGGGGACAAUGCUGGACAAGAUGACACGGGUCGAGGGGUUGGUUACUCAAGUUGCCAUCCCACUGGAGAUAACUGAUGAUGCACUCCAAGUCAUUCAGGUGGCUGCAUCCUUAGCCAUGUCAGAUCUGUCAUCUGCAGUUGUUACAGAAUUUACCUCCCUUGCCGGGGUAAUGGGGCGGCACUAUUCUCUGAGAGAUGGCUACUCAGAACAGGUUGCAGAUGCAUUAUUUGAAAUUACACUUCCACGAUUUUCCGGAGAUAUACUUCCAAAAACUGAUGCAGGCAGAGUAUUGGCAAUAGCCGACAGGUUGGAUAGCCUUGUUGGAUUGUUUGCUGCUGGUUGUCAGCCAACCUCUGGUAGUGAUCCCUUUGGUUUGCGGAGAAUCUCUUACGGUCUAGUGCAAUUGUUAGUCGAUACUGAUAAGAAUUUGGAGCUAAGGCAUGCCUUGGAACUUGCUGCUGCAGUUCAGCCCAUAAAAGUAGAAGAGCAAACCAUAGAUGAAGUACAUCAAUUUGUAACAAGGAGACUCGAACAACUUUUGAUUGACCAAGGAAUAAAUCCAGAAGCAGUGCGCAGUGUUCUUGCAGAGCGUGCCAAUCGGCCUUGUAUAGCAACCAAGUCUGCUUAUAAAAUGAAUGCCUUGUUAGAAGGUGAGCUGCUCCCCAAAAUCAUCGAGGCUUAUGCACGUCCAGCAAGAAUUGUACGUGGAAAGGAUGUUGCAGUCGAUUCCGAGGUCGAUGAAUCAGCAUUUCAAAUGGACGAAGAACGAACUCUAUGGAGCACGUACAUGUCCUUGAGGAGUAAAAUCCACCCCGACAUGAGCAUCGAUGACUUUGCCGAGGCAUCUUCCUGUCUAGUACAACCGCUCGAAGAUUUCUUCAACCAUGUCUUCGUUAUGGUGGAAGACGAGAAAAUCAGAACAAACCGGCUUGCCCUCCUCCGGAGAAUCUCCGACCUUCCAAAGGGAAUCGCGGACCUCUCGAUUUUGCCCGGUUUCUAAAACCCGGCAGCGGCGAUGAUCGCAAUGAAUUGGAGCUAGGCAGCCCCUGAGCUGCUUUGUUUUUUGACAUCCCCUGGGAUCACAUUUCAUGCUCAUGAACAAAUUUUCUUGUGUUGUAAAAUUAUUUUAUUAUUUGUAUUUUAUUAUUACAUUUUUAACAAUUUUCAAAGAAAAAUACAUUCUGCUUCAAUAAGCUUGUAGUGAAUUUUAUUUUCUGAAAAACAAUAGACUUGAGAGGUAUGGAAGGUUGUUUAUU